Gallus gallus (chicken) is the source of this 5255-nucleotide messenger RNA. It is a transcript of the gene NDST2, whose product is annotated as N-deacetylase and N-sulfotransferase 2. Gene Ontology annotation, cellular component: Golgi apparatus. Bases 825 to 3464 code for a protein of 879 amino acids. Gene Ontology annotation, molecular function: heparan sulfate N-sulfotransferase activity; deacetylase activity. The transcript is spliced from 18 exons. NCBI's taxonomy places the organism in Eukaryota, Metazoa, Chordata, Aves, Galliformes, Phasianidae. The record is from RefSeq and is a predicted model, not a curated record.
GCUCCUCCCCGCGCGGAAGAUGGCGGCCGGGAGGCGCGGCGGCGGCUCCCCCAGCGGCCGGAGGGACGCCCAGCGGCCGGGAGCCGGCGGGCCGCGGCCGGCCUGAGAGCUCCGCGCGGCGCCGGGGGACCCAGCCCGCCGCAGCCGGGCGCCGGUCCCGCCGGCCCGGCCUCCCCGCGGCAGCUGGAGGGUGUGACUGUGAGCCAGGCAUCGUUGGCUUUUUCUCUGUGUUGGCUUCUGAACAAAGGUGCUGCUGAAAGGGUUGGUGCUGUUUUCACUCAGUCUGCAUCUGAUAUAACACAGCUCUUCUUAGACUGUGCAUACGCUUGUUGAGAACACCAUUCCUGAGGGAAGCAGCUGAUGUGCAUGUUUUCUUCCCAAGAUUGUAAUCAGAGACCCCUUUUGAAUGAGAACUUCACUUGUGGGCAUCGCCUUUAAAGGAUGCACAGAGAUGGUGCCAUCAUGUGAAUGCAAAAUUGCUAAAUGAGAAACAGGACACCUGGGAAGGCUGAGCUGAAAGUGCUUGUGCACAGGAUGACAGACUGAUUUUCUGCUGGAGUCAACACUCAGGAAACCCCCCUCCUCCAAAAGACUUUCUGAGUGAGAGAAGAGGAACAGGAAGAAGCACGCAAAAGAGCGAUGGGAAUUGAGGGCCAUGGUUACUUGAGAUAAAUGGCACAUCCCUGGGAGUUUAGCCUGGUAGCUGUUUGCUUCUGCUUUGUCUCUCUCCGCAGCUGCUGCUGGGUACUGCCACAGUGGCACUGGAGAUUUCAAGAGCGACGUGGCUGCAGGGUGUGAGGAGGGGGUGGGCAGCCCGCCUCACCAUGAUUCAGUUGUGGAAAGUAGUGCGGCAUGUGCGACAGCUAGAGCUCCACAGGUUGAUCCUGCUGCUCAUUGCCUUCAGCCUGAUCUCCAUGUGCAUCCUGGCUUACUACGUCACGAACAGUCCCAAAAUCAAGGAGCCACCACCCCUGCCCUUCAGUGACUGCAGCAACCAGCACCGCAUCUCGAUCCCACCGCAAGCCAGCUGGAGGCUUACCAAAUCUGUGGACACCUCACGCACAGAUCCUGUGGUGCUAGUCUUUGUAGAAAGCAUCUACUCCCAGCUGGGGCAGGAAAUAGUGGCUAUCCUGGAAUCUAGCCGGUUUAAAUACAGGACAGAGAUCGCCCCUGGCAAAGGGGAUAUGCCAACGUUGACAGACAAAGAUAGGGGACGCUAUGCUCUUAUCAUUUAUGAGAAUAUCCUCAAAUAUGUGAAUCUAGAUGCUUGGAACCGAGAGCUGCUGGACAAAUACUGUGUAGAGUACGGAGUGGGGAUUAUAGGCUUUUUCAAAGCCAACGAGAACAGCUUACUCAGUGCACAGCUCAAGGGUUUCCCCCUUUUCCUACAUUCCAACUUGGGGCUGCGGGACUAUCACAUCAACCCCAGUGCUCCUCUGCUCUACGUUACACGGGCUAAUGAGGUGGAGCAAGGUCCCCUGCCUGGUGAUGACUGGACCGUAUUCCAGUCAAACCACAGCACCUACGAACCGGUGCUGUUGGCCAGCACGAAGUCCUCAGAGUCCAUUCCUCACCUGGCCACCCACAAAGCAUUGCAUGCCACGGUGGUGCAGGAUCUGGGUCUGCAUGACGGGAUCCAGCGGGUUCUCUUUGGCAAUAACCUCAAUUUCUGGCUGCACAAACUGAUUUUCGUGGAUGGCAUUGCCUACUUGACUGGCAAGCGCCUGUGUCUCACGCUUGAUCGCUAUAUCCUCGUCGACAUAGAUGAUAUAUUUGUGGGAAAAGAGGGCACUCGCAUGAAAGUGUCUGAUGUAGAGGCUUUACUGAGCACCCAGAAUAAGCUGAGAACUUUAGUCCCAAAUUUCACCUUCAACCUGGGCUUCUCAGGGAAAUUCUACCACACAGGUACAGAUGAGGAAGAUGAAGGCGAUGACAUGCUACUCAAGCAUAGGAAGGAGUUCUGGUGGUUCCCUCAUAUGUGGAGUCACAUGCAGCCUCAUCUUUUCCACAAUGUCACUGUGCUGGCUGAGCAGAUGAAGCUCAACAAACAGUUUGCUGUGGAGCACGGGAUCCCCACAGACUUGGGCUAUGCUGUAGCCCCCCAUCAUUCUGGGGUUUAUCCUGUCCACACACAACUCUAUGAGGCAUGGAAAUCUGUUUGGAGCAUCCAAGUAACAAGCACAGAGGAAUACCCACACCUGCGACCUGCCCGGUACCGACGUGGAUUCAUCCAUAAUGGAAUCAUGGUUCUGCCUCGACAGACCUGUGGCCUUUUUACUCACACUAUCUUCUAUAAUGAAUAUCCUGGCGGCUCAAAGGAGUUGGACAAGAGCAUUCGUGGCGGUGAACUCUUCCUGACAGUGCUCCUGAACCCAAUCAGCAUCUUCAUGACCCACCUGUCUAACUAUGGGAAUGACCGCCUGGGACUGUACACUUUUGAGAGCCUGGUCAAGUUUGUGCAGUGCUGGACCAACCUUCGCCUGCAGACACUGCCCCCAGUUCAGCUUGCAAAGAAGUACUUUGAAAUCUUUCCCCAGGAGAAGAAUCCCUUGUGGCAGAAUCCCUGUGAUGAUAAGAGGCACAAGGAUAUCUGGUCCAAAGAGAAAACAUGUGAUCGUCUCCCCAAGUUCCUCAUUGUGGGACCUCAGAAAACCGGCACAACAGCUGUGCAUUUCUUCUUGACCAUGCAUCCAGCUGUCACCAGUAACUUCCCAAGUCCAUCCACUUUUGAGGAGAUCCAGUUUUUUAAUGGGCCCAACUAUCAUAAAGGAAUUGACUGGUACAUGGAAUUCUUUCCAAUCCCCUCCAAUGCCAGCACAGACUUCAUGUUUGAGAAGAGUGCCAAUUACUUUGACACAGAGGUAGUACCAAAACGUGGUGCAGCCCUGCUUCCUCGAGCCAAAAUCAUUACUGUUCUGAUCAACCCUGCAGACAGAGCCUACUCAUGGUAUCAGCACCAGCGAGCUCACAAUGACCCCGUGGCACUCAAUUACACCUUUUACCAAGUGAUCUCUGCAAAAUCCCAGGCCCCUCAGGAGCUGCGCAACCUGCAAAGCCGAUGCCUGCUUCCUGGCUGGUAUUCAACUCAUCUAGAGCGCUGGCUAACGUACUUCCCCUCUGGGCAGAUUCUCAUUGUGGAUGGUCAGGAGCUGAGACACAACCCUGCCUCUGUAAUGGACAACAUCCAGAAGUUCUUGGGAGUUACACCACUCUUCAACUACACUCAGGCCCUAAGAUUUGAUGAAGCAAAAGGAUUUUGGUGCCAGCUGUUAGAUGGAGGAAAGACCAAAUGCCUGGGAAAGAGUAAAGGAAGAAAAUACCCUGACAUGGAUUCCUCGUCACGGCUGUUCCUAAGAGACUUCUACCGGGAGCACAACAUUGAAUUAUCCAAGCUGAUGAACAGACUUGGACAGCCCCUUCCAACCUGGCUCCGAGAGGAACUGCAGAACUCCAGCUGGAGCUGAGAGGGACUCCCCUGUUCCCAGUGCCACUGGGAUGUGUGGUGCUCCAACAUGUGCUAUGAUGCCAUCUCUCGUCAAGCCAAAACAAGUGGACAAAUGAGCAGUAGCAGAGAAUGUGCAUGUGGAGCCUUUCCCCACCACUGGGAAGGGCUGCUGCUUCUGACACUGCCCUGAGGCAUGGAGUGCAAAUCUCAUUCUGGAGUAUUAAUGGUGUGUCACACUUUGACUCUUACUUGCAGGAAGGAUGUCUGCCCUACUUUGAGCAGGAGCGAGAGCACGGUUAACACUUUAUGUUUAAAUUACUCUUCUCAGUAUAUGAAACAGGCACUAGUUGGAGGGUUUAUGUCUUUCGCCUCUGAGUCCAGAAAAAAAGAUAUGAGAGGUAAGUUAUAGAGCCCACUGAUGAGAAAAGAGGAACAGCUUAAGAAAAGAGGAAUCUAGUCCAGUAAACCUCAGCUUUUAUCCAGCAGUCUGUUAUUUGGCAACAGCAAGGUACAAGAACACCUCUUUCCUCCCCAGGUGCAGUACAGUGGCCAUGACAAUUACUUACAGUGCCACAGUGUGUGUGUGCUGGGGACUGCACCGUCUUGGAGACAGAUGUACAGGCAUAAGAUUGCCGCUCCUUAUCUGCAGCCUUGAUGGUGCAAUACGGUGUCCAAUGACUCUGGUCAACGGGUAGUGGGAGAUAAGGCAAAGCUGCAGACACGGACACCAAAUUAAUUUCUUAUCUUAGGGAAAAGGUUGCCAUACAUGACAACAUGGCAAGUAUUUCUCUAUAGGGGCAUCAGCCAUUUCAGAAGAUGCCCAAGGAAUGGUAAGUCAGUCCCUUUGGCGCACGUUGGAGGCCUGUGUUAGCGGAGCACAGUAGCUGGGGGAGGCAAAGCUCGGUACAGUUAAAUAAGGCUGAAAGCAGACAGUUCAGUUCCCUCUUGUCUGAUUAACUUAUUAAAAAAAAAAAAAAAACAUUUUUUGUCUUCUCAACAGCUCCAGGGUCUUUAACCACGUAUGCUAAUACCUGUUUAAUCCCCCUGCAGUCCAGCAGUGCAAGGAGAAAUAAAAAACCCAACCCAGAGUAAGUACCAUUAAGAUAUACAGGGAGGGCUUAGCAUUUUAAGCAGGAAUGUGGUUUCUUGUAUCCAAAAGGGGCUGUUUGUUUAGAUUACUAUUUCUGCACAUAGUCAAUAAUUUAAGUACACUACGGUGCUGUGCCUCCUCUUGCAGUUGUUGGAUAAUUUUUCUCAGAGGAAAUCCUCCAUCAUGGUUGUACAUGUUUUCUGUUGCUGAGCCAUGGGCUUCUCAAGUUGUAUGGGCUAUUGUCCCUCCCUUGUGGGCACAGAUGGACCUGUAUUGUUGCGGUUCCAGAGAGGGGCAGGAUCCAUGUGAACACAGGUUAUGGAAGCUUCCACAACUGUCAUGAGCUCCUUUUCGCCUAUCGGAGGAGAAAAGUUGCUUCAACCAAGCUUUUCCAUUGAGCCUUAGGUAUUGUGUAUUUCUGAAUGAAUGGUGCAUUUACCGUUGUAUGUAAAUGUAUAUAGUUUGCAAUAUAGUAUUUUAUUUCAUGUGCCCUUGGAAAGGGUUAUUUUGUGCAGCCAAAAAAAAAAGGACAAAGACUAGAAACCCCUCUCUCAGUCCUGUUAGAGAGAAGAGCCCAACUUCCUGCACUGGAUCUUGUAUAGCAUCAUUCACAUUGAAUGAUAAUGAAGAAAUUCCUGGCUCUCAAAACAGAGCACAAGUGUCUGAAUAAAGGCUAGAAGUAGUAGUAAGUGGAUUCAAUAAAUGUACUACUUAUUUUUC